Messenger RNA from Falco peregrinus (peregrine falcon), 1118 nucleotides. It is a transcript of the gene SMLR1, whose product is annotated as small leucine rich protein 1. Bases 94 to 453 code for a protein of 119 amino acids. The record is from RefSeq and is a predicted model, not a curated record. The transcript has 3 exons. NCBI's taxonomy places the organism in Eukaryota, Metazoa, Chordata, Aves, Falconiformes, Falconidae.
GGACACAGGGGGAAAAAGGAAGAAAGCAGGGUAAGUAAGAUCCACACUUGGAGAUCUUAAGGAUCUUGCUUAGCACGGUUGUUGCUGAGGAAAAUGAGCAUGAGUUACAUCUUUUCGGUGUUUGUGAGGGAGCUGCCUGGCUACAUUAUCUUUGCUUGGAUCUUUAUGCCCGUGACUUUACUCCUGCUGCUGCUAAUUGCCUACUUCAGGAUCAAACUAUUAGAAGGGAGUGUUGGGGGAGCUAAGAUGACAUCCUGGAUUUCCUGUGUAAACUUCAGAUGCUUCUCGGUACAGCUUGUUAAUGAGGAACUGGCCAAGGCACAAGACCCUGGCAAUGUCCUCCUGAAUUACCAUGGCCGGUGGCAGAAACCCAGGAGAUCUGGACAAAAAGAGAACAAAUGCAAGAACCAAAGGACAUUUAAGGGAGUCUCGUGUCUCAGGAAGCAAACUUAAAGCCAGUACUCAGCUCUGCAGAUUUAAAAAUCACCACCUGUAGGUAAAUACCACAGAGAAAAGCAAAACAAAGAGAAGAAAUUAGUUCUGUGCCAUACAAAUGAAACAGCUGCUGCCUUCAAAAAGGUCUUGUAACAGUCUGACUUUCUCACAUGAGGCCAAGUAAGCCGUACUUUAUGCAACUCAUCGGACACCAGAGACCUCCUGCAACAUACUGGAUUAGUUCCCUUACAUGACACAGGAUUUGUGGGGAGGGAAAGCACUUUGCUCACUAGCCCUCCCCUAGCCUAGAGAAGAAAGCUAUACGACAAGCUCCUGAGAGAGAUGAGCUGGUGUAUACAAGGCAGGCAGUCUUACUAAAUUGAAGAUGCAUAAACAGCAAAUUCAUAUUGAGCACUGACAUCUAGGAAAUUGAGAAGGGCGGUGAAGGGAAACUGCCUUUUUUAUUUGCUUGUACACUUUGGGAAAUAUUAUAGGUUUUGUAAAGUAUGCUUUCCACAGAAUUUGGAAGCAAAAUAUAAGAGUGAUGGGAAACAAAAGGACUUCUCUGCUGACUUGACCAUGUCAAAUUUUGAAACCAUGAAAAGAUUGUCAGUAUUCUGUAAACCAGUUAUUAUUCUAGUUUAUAGGACAAAUGGAUCAUUUUUCAAAUAAAAAAAAAAACC